AUGAAAACUAAGAGAAUUAAAACAACAAAUUCUCUCAGAUUUUCUGUUUAUUUACCUGAUGAGUGUUGGGAACUUAUAUUCAAACACUUGCUCAUGAAUGAUAAAGACUACAAAUCUCUCUCCCUCGUCUCCAAACAAUUUCUCUCCAUCACCAACCGUCUUCGAUCCUCUCUCACUAUCAAAUCCAAUCUAACAACGGAACAAGCUCUCAAUCUCAUUCGAAGAUUCCCCAAACUCACCUCCCUCAACUUUAUUGGCCGUCGCGACCUCGAUUACAUUCUCCCCCAACUCGAUACCUUCCCAUUUAGACUCAAAUCACUCAAACUCUCCAAGAUAUCCACCAUUCCCGCUACUGGCUUACUAGAAUUCUCUAUAACUUCAACUUUAAACUCUCUCACAUGUUCCUACACUGAUUAUCUCCAUUCCUCUCACAUGUUCCUCAUUAGCGAUUGUUUUCCCGAGUUGCAUCGCAUUGAUUUGAGUCAUUGCAAACACAUAUAUCCAGACACUCUUCAUCUUCUUUUGAAGACAUGUCGUAAAAAUAUUACGCAUUUGAACUUAACUGCCUGUUCUAUUCUCACAGAAGAUAUGAUGAUGAACUUUCGAGUUCCUAAAUUGAAGGUGUUGAAUUUGUCACGUUCAACAGUUGACGAUCAAACACUCAAUGUUAUCACAAAGAGUUGUACUGGGAUUUUGAAACUGUCACUCAAACAUUGUGAUGAUGUCGGAAACAAGGGAGUGAAGUGUGUGCUACGAAACUGCAAAAAACUCAGAGAAAUCAAUUUGAAACAUUGUCCUAAAGUAUUUCAUGUUAAUGUUGACUCAAUGCUAUUAAGAAGGCCAUCAUUGAGAAAGAUAAAGCUUUCAUCUGGGGUGGCUUGGGUAGCUCCAUUGGUUUCAACUAAGAGUUAA
Trifolium pratense (red clover) is the source of this 912-nucleotide messenger RNA. RefSeq names its product F-box/LRR-repeat protein 14-like. The transcript has a single exon. Gene Ontology annotation, molecular function: protein binding. The record is from RefSeq and is a predicted model, not a curated record. Gene Ontology annotation, biological process: SCF-dependent proteasomal ubiquitin-dependent protein catabolic process. Gene Ontology annotation, cellular component: SCF ubiquitin ligase complex. Bases 1 to 912 code for a protein of 303 amino acids. NCBI's taxonomy places the organism in Eukaryota, Viridiplantae, Streptophyta, Magnoliopsida, Fabales, Fabaceae.